UCUUUCUCUCCAUUUUUGUCUCUCACUCAAGCUUCCCAUCGCCGCUUGCCUUUGCGGCUCCAUCGCCAUCGCCAGUGCAGCAGCAGCUUCAGCCUUCAGUCGGGCGGCGUUACAUUUCCAAUAAGAAACAGAAAAUAGGGCGCGAGAGUAGAAGAUGGGGCUGUGGCUGGACCCUCUUCCGCGCGGGCAGCUAGCAACUAGCGCUUGCUUCUUCGUCGCCGGUGUCUCGUUCUUCGCCGUCGGAGCUUACUUCUCCUAUCUCAACAUCGCCCCUCAGCAAGCCCGAACCAAGGCUCGCGACGACUUUGUCAAGGAACGCUUGAGAAAGCGUCACCACGAUUGAUUAACGUCGCUCCAUUUCUUCCGAUCAGCAUCCUCCUCAUGUUUUUAUGUUCAAUUUCAUUCUCAGGCAUCGAUAAUAUCUGUGGAUUAUAAUUGAAAUUGCCUCUUAUUAUGAGGUGAGCUUUGAUGUUGAGUUGUUCCUCUGAUUCUUUAACUAUUUGGCUUAUGUGUUUACAUUUUGAGUUGUUUUCAAGACCAUUUCUGUUUUACAGUGCCAUUUCUGAACUUUCUUUGUCCAUUUAGAUCAUCUACGUUUCUCUGUUUUUAGAAUGUGCCUAUUCAUUUAAUUGUUUAAGAACACAGUCUCACUGCCUCAAAAUCCGUGGCUGUAUGUGUUCAACGAUCAAUUUGAAAGACCUCACGGUCUUAGCAAUCCAAUUUCGUACAGCUAAGAUUCUCUGAUUCCCCCCCUCUUCAAGAACGGAAGGAUGAAAUUGUGGAGUGGCUUUGAUUUCCUGGCUCUUCAAUUUCCAUCGCCAGGU
Messenger RNA from Momordica charantia (bitter melon), 824 nucleotides. RefSeq names its product bric-a-brac protein. The record is from RefSeq and is a predicted model, not a curated record. Lineage: Eukaryota; Viridiplantae; Streptophyta; Magnoliopsida; Cucurbitales; Cucurbitaceae.